CUUAGGGCCGCGCGCCCACUCGCCCACACAGUCAGUCGCAGCCGGCUACCUCGCUGCGGCUCUCUCGGCCCCCCUCCGCCUGGCCCACAGGUAGGAGCCGCCGGGCGAUCGGCUCCCGCCCCACCCACGCCGCUCGCGCCCAGCUCCCGCGCCCGCUUCGAGGGCUCACUGGGCACCGCCACCAUGAGCGAGGCAUUUGACUGUGCAAAAUGCAACGAGUCCUUGUACGGCCGCAAAUACAUCCAGACAGACAGUGGCCCCUACUGCGUUCCCUGCUACGACAACACCUUCGCCAACACCUGUGCCGAGUGCCAGCAGCUCAUUGGGCAUGAUUCAAGGGAACUGUUCUAUGAGGACCGCCACUUCCACGAGGGCUGCUUCCGCUGCUGCCGAUGCCAGCGCUCCCUUGCCGAUGAGCCCUUCACCUGUCAGGACAGUGAGCUUCUGUGUAAUGAGUGUUACUGCACAGCCUUCUCAUCCCAGUGUUCUGCCUGCGGGGAGACUGUCAUGCCUGGGUCCCGGAAGCUGGAGUAUGGAGGCCAGACGUGGCAUGAACACUGCUUUCUGUGCAGUGGCUGUGAGCAGCCACUGGGCUCCCGCUCCUUCGUGCCUGACAAGGGUGCCCACUACUGUGUGCCUUGCUAUGAGAACAAAUUUGCUCCUCGGUGUGCCCGCUGCAGCAAGACGCUGACCCAGGGUGGAGUGACAUAUCGUGAUCAGCCCUGGCAUCGAGAGUGCCUGGUCUGUACUGGGUGCAAGACACCCCUUGCAGGGCAGCAGUUCACAUCUCGGGAUGAUGAUCCUUAUUGUGUGGCCUGCUUUGGAGAACUCUUUGCACCCAAGUGCAGUAGCUGCAAGCGCCCCAUCACAGGUGGGAGCGGCAGCGAGGGCGCAGGACUCGGUGGAGGCAAGUAUGUGUCCUUCGAAGACCGACAUUGGCACCACAGCUGCUUUUCCUGUGCCCGCUGCUCCACCUCCCUGGUGGGCCAAGGCUUUGUACCAGACGGAGACCAAGUUCUAUGCCAGGGCUGCAGCCAAGCAGGCCCCUGAGCCGAGGAUCCUGACUCUCCUCUUUCCCAAACCAAGGGUUCAAGACUUUGGCACCUUUUUCUGAACCACUUCUGGGGCCCAGCCCCUCCCUAGUACGGGCCACCCCCGCUCCCCACUCAUGGGGACUUCAGGAUUCAGUCACCCAAUUGUAACACACCCUAGUGGUACUCCCUGACCCAGGUCCCCAAAUCUGGGCUGUUGUGGAACACCCAUGACUUAAGCCUUUCUCCAAGUCCGGAUUCCAGAAAUGUUCCCCACAUCAAGGCUCUGACACCCCAGCCCCCCAAACCUGGACUCUGAGGCCUAGGCCUCCUUAAGUCAAGACUUCUAGGGUAGAUUUUUUUUUUUUUUUUUAGUUUUCCUGCAGGUGCCUAAGAAGUCUUCAAAAAUAGAUUGUACACCCGGUUUGACCUCACCCCCAUCCCACUGCUCUCUCUGAGCUGCAGCCGCAUGUAUAGCAGAUUAGGGGUUCCCUGGUUAGAGGGUUGUAAGGUACAGGGUGCUGUCCAGCCUCUGAGUACCAUGUUAUUUCAGCUCCAGGUUGCCCUGCAACAGGAAGCAGGAAGGUUGCUCACCCUGUUUCCAGAGAUUGCAAUAAAGCAGUGUGAGGGAGCGCAG
This is a messenger RNA of Mus caroli (Ryukyu mouse), 1668 nucleotides long. RefSeq names its product four and a half LIM domains 3 (gene Fhl3). NCBI's taxonomy places the organism in Eukaryota, Metazoa, Chordata, Mammalia, Rodentia, Muridae. The record is from RefSeq and is a predicted model, not a curated record. Gene Ontology annotation, molecular function: transcription coregulator activity; actin binding. Gene Ontology annotation, cellular component: stress fiber; nucleus; Z disc. Gene Ontology annotation, biological process: actin cytoskeleton organization.